Drosophila ananassae is the source of this 1006-nucleotide messenger RNA. Its product is annotated as MIT domain-containing protein 1. The coding region runs from base 162 to 887 and encodes 241 amino acids. Lineage: Eukaryota; Metazoa; Arthropoda; Insecta; Diptera; Drosophilidae. The transcript is spliced from 3 exons. The record is from RefSeq and is a predicted model, not a curated record.
CUGUGUGUUUACCAAAUCAGCUGACUGCGCUGCUGCCUUUGUUGUCGUCGUGUUGUUAGUUUCGCUUUAAUUAUAUUUUGCCAGCUGCCUGCCGAUCAAUUGGAUUAAGUGUGAGCUUUUAGUGUAGUUUCGAGUACUUAACAUUCCACGGACAUGCCAAGAUGAGCAACCCAAUGCAGGCCAAGGAAUUAUUGAUACGCGCCGUGGAGUGCGAUCAGAGUGGACGGAUCUUGGAGGCGCAGACCCUCUACACGGAUGGCAUUGACCAGCUGAUGAACUUCGUCAACGGGGAACCGGAUGAGGCAAAGCGGAAGGUGUUUCACACAAGGAUCAAGGAGUACAUGGACCGGGCGGAGGCCAUCAAGGCUCGAGUCAAUGGCAAACUGAUGCUGGGUGAGGUGGUCUCCCACGUUUCCAUCGAGGAAAACGAUACGGGCUACGACUACGACCAGGUCUUUGGUCAGUACAUGGACAGAAAAACCAUUGAGAUUCUGGUAGAAGAACCCUACAUGCAACAAAACUAUCAGUAUGCGAACCUUGUGAGAUUCUUAGAGUUAGCCAUCACGAACUGUCCGAACCUUAAGUAUUUUCGGCUAAUCACCAAGGAGGCUCAGGAUCCCAAGUAUACCGACAACCAGAAAACAAAUCUCGGCCAGAUCAAAGCCGAUCUAGAGCGUCGAAAUAUAGCCGUUUCCAUCAAAUAUGAAGACUCUUUGCACGAUCGCAAAAUAUACUUAAGCAACGGAUUCAUAAUCAAAAUCGGACGUGGACUGCACUUUUACAAGGCCCCCAAUCCGAUGUACUCCAUUGGUCUGAACAACUACAAGUUCCGCAAAUGCCUUCAGACGGAUGUAGACAUUUGGCGGAAUAACAGCUCCAAAUCCUGAGAAGUCAACCAGAAGACAGAAGACCAUAGAAGACAUUUUUAGUUUUAAGCUGACAAAGUUUUGCUAUUGUACAAUUUUUGUAGUCCCCAAUAUAAAGUCGCUUUUCAAUAUCUGUAAAA